AUGCAGCCACUCGAGGUCCACGUCGUGGACGACCACCACCACGUGCUCGAGCCCAUUCACCGCGCCAUUCGGCAGCGGCGCCUGCCCUUUGCCAACUGCACGAUCGUCCAUGUCGAUGCGCACGCCGACUUGGCCUUUCCGCCGAGUCUUCCGGCCGCGACGAUCUUCUCGCCCGGCGCAUUGUACGACGGCCUUGACGCCUCCGAUGCGGGCAUUGCGUCGUUCUUACUGCCACUGGCCUACGCCGGCCACAUACACCGUCUCGUAUGGAUCAAGCCGCCGUGGGCGACACAGAUGGCCAUCGGCACGCAUACCUUUCACGUUGGUCAGCAAAAGGACACAGGCUGCCUUGGCGUGACGAGCCACGCGUCGUACUUUGUCGAUGAGAACCUCUACGCGCCCCUGGACGCGCUCGAGAAGCCAGCGUCGCUUGAGCUCACGGUGGCCGAGCUCCCGGCGGCGCCAUUGCCAGAGGGCCCCUAUGUGCUGGACAUUUGCCUCGACUAUUUUCAACGCUCAACCCGUUUCGCCAAGGUUUACGCGGCCGUAGACAUUACGCGCGAUUUGGGCGAUGACACGGCGUUGCUCCUUUCGGGUAUCUAUGGCGACCUCGCCUUCAAGAAGAAGAAGGCGGAGCUACCGCACAGCACUCGGCUCGAGCACGCCCGCCUCUUUGCAACGACCAUGACGACGUUGUUUCGCGAGCGCGUGUGGGAAGACCGCACCGCCUAUGACGCCCACAUGGCGCCGCUCAUCGACUUGUACACGCUGUCCCCAACGGCCGUGGCCGAGCAGUUUGUAGCUCUUCGCAAUCUUCUGCUCACUGCGUCAAGCGACGAGCUGGCGAUGAUGGAGUGGGCGGGACCGUGCAUGGACCUGCCACAGCACAAAGCGUCCGACGAUGAGAUCGAGGGUCUGCUUGCCGCCCUCGAGACGUUCUUGACCACGGCGGGUCGCCCGCGGCUCGUCACGAUCGCAGAGUCCAAGGACGACGAGUACACGCCACCGGGCCAAGUAGAGAUGCUCCUCGCGCGCGUGCUAUCGCUCCUGGGCCGUCGAUUUGGCGCACUCAAUGUCUCGUACGACGACCAGAGCGAAGAAGACGCUUCGUAAGCACAUACAGUCUGUCCAUUUUAAACUAGUAGAGGUUGGCGAUGCUCUGGUACGUCUGAG
Saprolegnia parasitica CBS 223.65 is the source of this 1173-nucleotide messenger RNA. RefSeq lists its product as hypothetical. Lineage: Eukaryota; Oomycota; Saprolegniomycetes; Saprolegniales; Saprolegniaceae. Bases 1 to 1113 code for a protein of 370 amino acids. The record is from RefSeq and is a predicted model, not a curated record. The transcript is spliced from 11 exons.